This is a messenger RNA of Phacochoerus africanus (Common warthog), 1700 nucleotides long. RefSeq names its product NSF attachment protein alpha (gene NAPA). Gene Ontology annotation, molecular function: syntaxin binding; soluble NSF attachment protein activity. Gene Ontology annotation, cellular component: vacuolar membrane; synaptobrevin 2-SNAP-25-syntaxin-1a complex; terminal bouton. The transcript is spliced from 11 exons. Gene Ontology annotation, biological process: SNARE complex disassembly; regulation of synaptic vesicle priming; synaptic transmission, glutamatergic. NCBI's taxonomy places the organism in Eukaryota, Metazoa, Chordata, Mammalia, Artiodactyla, Suidae. The record is from RefSeq and is a predicted model, not a curated record. Bases 150 to 1037 code for a protein of 295 amino acids.
GCACGUGGUGCCGGGGCGCAGGAGGCGCGCGCCGGAGCGACGUCAACGCAGCCCACUAAGCUCCCCCGACCUGUGUACCGCGGCUCUGCCGCGGCUGAGUCCUCCGAGGGCUGGGGUUCGGCGGUUUGCUGAGUACCUUUGCGGCCGCCAUGGACAACUCCGGGAAGGAAGCGGAAGCGAUGGCGCUGCUGGCCGAGGCGGAGCGCAAAGUGAAGAACUCGCAGUCCUUCUUCUCGGGCCUCUUUGGAGGCUCAUCCAAAAUAGAAGAAGCAUGUGAAAUCUACGCCAGAGCAGCGAACAUGUUCAAGAUGGCCAAGAACUGGAGUGCUGCCGGAAACGCCUUCUGCCAGGCGGCCCAGCUGCACCUGCAGCUCCAGAGCAAGCACGACGCGGCCACCUGCUUCGUGGACGCCGGCAAUGCGUUCAAGAAGGCUGAUCCCCAAGAGGCCAUUAACUGUUUGAUAAGAGCCAUCGAGAUCUACACAGACAUGGGCCGGUUCACAAUCGCCGCCAAGCACCACAUCUCCAUUGCUGAGAUCUACGAGACGGAGCUGGUGGACAUUGAGAAGGCCAUCGCCCACUACGAGCAGUCUGCAGACUACUACAAAGGCGAGGAGUCCAACAGCUCGGCCAACAAGUGUCUUCUGAAGGUGGCCGGCUACGCGGCGCAGCUGGAGCAGUACCAGAAGGCCAUUGACAUCUACGAGCAGGUGGGAACCAAUGCCAUGGACAGCCCACUCCUCAAGUACAGCGCCAAGGAUUACUUCUUCAAGGCGGCCCUCUGCCACUUCUGCAUCGACAUGCUCAAUGCCAAGCUCGCCGUCCAGAAGUACGAGGAGCUCUUCCCCGCGUUCUCUGACUCCCGGGAGUACAAGCUCAUGAAAAAAUUGCUAGAAGCCCACGAGGAGCAGAAUGUGGACAGCUACACUGAGGCGGUCAAGGAGUACGACUCCAUCUCCCGGCUGGACCAGUGGCUCACCACCAUGCUGCUGCGCAUCAAGAAGACCAUCCAGGGCGACGAGGAGGACCUGCGCUAGGCCCCGCCCAGCCCCCUGGCGCCCGUCCUCCUGCCCCAUCUGCUCUCCCCCGGCCGGGCCCUCCAGCGAGGAUCACGGUGUGAGCCCAGAGAGAGGUGGGGCCCGAGACCUCGGCUGCGAGACCCCCCGAUCCUCCCCACCAAGGAGUCGGUCCCUCAGGCCGCAGCGCGGGCUCAGCACUGCCUCGGGGGCUGCUGAGGCUGGGCCCGCUGGCCAGACUGUCACUCUCUGUUCUCAUUGCAUCGCCCCCUGCCCUGUUAUUUAAGCCCCCAGAGGUGCCCUUCUCUGCCCCGAAGUGCAGAAUCUUUGACCCAGACCUAUCCGCUGGGGGUGGUGUCGGGAGUCAGGGUCAGCAUCCAGCCCCCCAUCUCCCAACCAGCUGAGUUGAGAGGUCGGCACCUGUCUCCCCACUUUUGUCCCCCAGCCGAGCUCUGAGCCCACAUAGCCGCUACGAUUUGCUCUCGCCCCUGGAGAGGGCCCCUCCCCACCAGCGCCCGGCGCCUCCUGCCUCCCACAGCCUGAUCUCUGGGGACAGCCCCAGGCCCUGGCGCUCUGAGGAUCAAGGGUUGUCCUGUGCCCCCCACCCACCCUCCCUGUGCUUCAAGGUGUUGUUGGUGGGAAGCUGCAGCUGCCCGAGGAAGGAAAUAAAAUACAGCACCUAUG